UCGUUGUUAUGACGUCAUCACCACGCGACGUUGUUGGUGCUGCGCAGUUGCUUGUUUGGAAUUUUCCACCAGACUAACCCUUAGAAACUUAGUGCCUGUGUGUGUGUGUGUGAUAGUUUGUAUUGAAACUAUUGGAGAGUGGGGACACAAGAACACAAGAAGAAGUCUUAGCCGCCCGGAUCGCUCCUCAGUUGUGCCAUCCGAGCCUGCGGUGGGAGCGCGUUUGUUUGCUUGGGUCCUGCCGAUGGAGUACACAAGAGGUCCAGUCGAAGGCUCUCAGCUGGCAGCCAGCAACGUCCCGGCCUUCCUCACCAAACUGUCGACUUUGCUGGAAGACCCCGACACAGACCCGCUCAUCUGCUGGAGCCCGAGUGGAACAAGUUUCCAUGUCUACGAUCAAGGUUACUUCUCCAAAGAGGUCCUCCCAAAGUUCUUCAAACACAACAACAUGGCAAGCUUUAUUCGACAGCUCAACAUGUAUGGCUUCCGCAAGGUAGUCCACAUGGAGCAGGGCGGGCUGCUGAAACCAGAGAAAGACGACACAGAAUUUCAACACCCGUUCUUCGUCAGAGGCCAAGAGCACCUGCUGGAGAACAUCAAACGCAAAGUCACCAAUGUGUCUUCGGUGCGUCAGGAGGACAGCAAGAUCCCAUCUCAUGAGGUCAGCAGACUGCUGAACGACGUGCAGGUGAUGAAGGGAAAGCAGGAGACCAUCGACUCCAAAAUCAACGCCAUGAAACAUGAGAAUGAGGCUUUAUGGAGGGAGGUCGUGUGUCUGAGGCAGAAACACGCUCAACAGCAGAAAAUGGUCAACAAGUUGAUCCAGUUCCUGGUGUCACUGGUCCAGUCCAACAGGAUCAUGGGAGUCAAGAGAAAACUCCCGCUGAUGCUCAAUGACUCGAGCUCCGCCCACUCCGUGCCCAAAUACGCGCGAUCGUUUUCCUUGGAGCCCGUGCAGGCCGCGCCCACCGUGUUCCCGGCGGAAUCCUCCGUCAGCUCCGGACCGAUCAUCUCUGAUGUUACGGAGUUGGCCACGCCCCCCGCAGAGGAGGCCGUCACUGGUUGGACGCAAGUGGGAAAGACGACAAACGUCAAGGAGGAGGAGCUUGUCGCGCCUGACAUGGGGGAGGGGCUUACAUCUGGAGACACGCCCCUUUCUCCCACCACCUUCAUCAACUCCAUCCUGCAGGACAAUGACGCACCCGACACCAGCACCACAACUGCCCUCAGGCAUCACCCAGCCGCCACCAACACGGACCCAGCUCAGAUGUGUCAGACAGUUGUAUGUAUUGACAAGUCUGAAUUGUCAGAUCACAUUGAGACAAUUGACAACAGUCUAGAAAACCUGCAGACCAUCCUGAACAACCAAACCUUCACCUUUGACACAUCACCGCUCAUGGAGUUCUUCAGCCCAUCCUGUCCUCCAGGUGACUUUGACAUCAGCGCUCUGGACACCCUUCUCUGUGACAACUUCCCCAAAGGAGCUGAUGAAAGCGACAAUACCGGAAAGCAGCUGGUGCAGUACACGGCCAUUCCGAUUUGUGAGCCAAUCGGUGUGGAGGGGGGUGCGGCCGACCUGCCGUCGCUUCUGGAGUUGGAGGCGGAGCCUUUCCUCAACCCAGACCUGAGCGCCAACAUGAACUCUGACCUCUGACACGUUGAAGGAGGGACUCCAGGAUGACAAUCAGGUCAGAGGUCAAGGUUUUACUAUGCAGAUGAUCUGCCAUCCAUCUUGUUUUUCUUUGCUUUUAUGACAUUUUUAAUGAGAAGGAAAAGAAUAUUUUGGGAAACAUUUACCCUGUAUUUAUUCUGUUACCAGGGAAACAACCAGCGCAGAUUAGCUGGGAUUGGUUGUCAACACAUAUCGCGAAGACGUCUUGUUCAGCCACAUUAAACAUUUGUGCGAA
Messenger RNA from Phyllopteryx taeniolatus (common seadragon), 1907 nucleotides. RefSeq names its product heat shock transcription factor 1 (gene hsf1). Lineage: Eukaryota; Metazoa; Chordata; Actinopteri; Syngnathiformes; Syngnathidae. The transcript has 13 exons. The record is from RefSeq and is a predicted model, not a curated record. Gene Ontology annotation, molecular function: DNA-binding transcription factor activity; sequence-specific DNA binding. Gene Ontology annotation, biological process: regulation of DNA-templated transcription. Bases 245 to 1654 code for a protein of 469 amino acids.